UCUUUCUUUACAUCAACUGGUAGGCAAUUCUUUUUUGUCUGUAUCACGCCACUUUCAGGUUUAACUGUCCAGUGGUAGCACGAGCCUCUUUGCAAAGAUGCCGGUCGACUACAGCAAAUGGGACGCCCUGGAGCUCAGUGAUGACUCUGAUAUCGAAGUUCACCCCAACGUCGACAAGAGGUCCUUCAUUCGCGCCAAGCAGAACCAGAUCCACCAGGAGCGCCAGCAGCGGAAGCAUCAGAUCGAGACGCUCAAGUAUGAGCGCAUCAUCAACGAUGGCCUGAUGAAGCGCAUCUCGGCGCUCCUGGCCUCGCUGCGAGCCCAUGCAUCCGAGGCAGCCACCCGAAACCCCGCUGAGGUUGCUUUCCAGGCCGUGAUGGAGUCGGCUGGGAACCCUGGCGACGACAAGCCGCCGCCACGGCCCGAGGGUGUCCACAGCGACGAAAAGGAGCUCCCCACAUACUCCAAGAUGAUGGCCACUCUACUGGACCAGGUCAACAAGGCCCUGGACGAGAAGAAGCCCGAGAGCAGGUACGAUGGGAUGGUCGCGGAGAUCCAAGAGCACGAGAACAAGGUCAAGACUCUGCAGACAGAGCUUGUGGCAAAGCUGGAGGAGCUGCAGAAGGAGGAGGGCAAGAAGAUUACCAGCGAGGGUCUCCACACUGGGUUCAACAGCUCGCAUGUCAACAAGUCGAAGCCCGCAGACAAGCCGGAGGGUACCCAGGUGGAGCUCCUGAACCCAGGCUUCGCGACUGCCUCUGGAUCUGAAGGUGCGAAUGAGCCGGUCAAGGUGGACAAUGAUGACGAAAUCGAGUCGUCCCCGGCAGGCAAGAAGUUUGGAACGAUCCGGGCCAAUGAUUACUCGUCGAGUUUGCAGUUCCUGUCACAGAACCCCCAGAUUCUGGUGGAGAAGGAGACCGACGGGCUGCUGGUCUCGGCAUUUGAUGCCGCCCUUGAGAACAAGGACGACCUCGCUCGGCAAUACGUGCACCAGGCGUUGCUCCUACAGUACUGCCGUGCUCUGGGUAAGGACGGCGUGGGCCUGUUUUUCAAGCGAAUCACGACCAAGGGCCACCAGGCACAGGAGGUCUUCUACAAGGAUGUCCAGGACACAUUCAUGAAGAUCCGAACACGGUCACGGGAGAUUAUUGCGGAACGAGCCAGGGACGGAGAGGCGGAGGGCGUGGAGCAGAUCCAACUGCACGCAGUGGAGCCCGGAACGGUGAUCCAAAUCAAGGUGCCGGCGGCGGACAGCCAAGACCCGGAGGAGCAGGAGGCCCGCAAGGUCUACGAAAGCUUCAAGCCGGAGAUGAAGAAGGCCCUGGAGUCGGGAAAGCUGGACGAGGUGAACAAGGUGCUGGGCAACAUGAAGGUUGACGAGGCUGAGGAAUUGGUCGGUCUAUUUGGCGAGGCCAACAUCUUGAGUUUGGAGGAACAGAUUAUCGAUGCGACCACGGAGGAGGGCCAGAAGCAGCUCAAGGAAAUUGAGGCUGCGGCGGCGGAGGGCAGCACGCAGCCGAAGUAUGCCGACCCGGAGUAAGGAUGUUGACCAUGGUGUGUGAUACGGUGCGAGGAUACCAUUGAACACGGGUGGGAUGCAGAUCACAUAAGCAAACGCAAGCAAAUAUCACGUACGUAGUACAUGUAACGGUAGUUGGCGGAUGGGUGCAGCAGUAGCUACAGUAUGGUGGUGAGAAACCAGCUCAAUGAUGACCAACGUCGACCCAAA
Molecule: messenger RNA, 1729 nt
Organism: Ilyonectria robusta
Lineage: Eukaryota; Fungi; Ascomycota; Sordariomycetes; Hypocreales; Nectriaceae
Exons: 3
Coding region: 98-1540 (480 amino acids)
Biological process (GO): protein folding; protein stabilization
Cellular component (GO): cytoplasm
Molecular function (GO): protein kinase binding; heat shock protein binding; protein-folding chaperone binding
Source: RefSeq, a predicted model, not a curated record